UACAGAUAGUCGUAAAAUUGUCAAAACGAAAUUAUUUAUAAGCAGCCGAAAGAUUUUUGAUUUUCUAGAAAUUGGCUUAUAUUCAUUAUAAAAUAACAUAAUAAGUUUCUUAUAAGAUAAUGUAAUAAGUUUCUUAUAAGAUAAACCCAGUGUUUUCAAAACAUAAGAACGAUGGAUAAACCCGAAAAACCUGCGAAGACAGGAUUUGUUAUUAAACUUUCCUGCGAAACUGUUCAGAAACUAACUGAAGAAGAAGAGAAAAGUAAAGUUAUUAAAGAAGAUGACACCAUCGAUACAUUCAAAAAACUGCCGAAAGAGCAAACUGAAGUAAAAAGCGAUGAAAAUGUUCAAUGUCAAAUGUCUGUAUCAACUAAACCUGAACCAACAGAAACCAUUACGGAAGCUAAAUCCGCAGACGAUAAAGAAAGUCCAAAAACACAGACUGAUGAUUCAUUAAAUAAGACUAAUAAUGAAAAUGCUGACACUACUUCUAUGGAAGAAAUUUAUGGUAACUAUGCCCCAUAUAUAACUUAUGUAAACGAUGAGGCCAUUUAUACAGAUCCUACAACUCAACAAAAAUUUACGUGGAAUAAGGACACCAACUCUUGGACUCCUAAAGAAGGUGAAGUGCCUGGAAGGACUUACAGUUAUGAAAAUGAUACCCAUGUGUACACUGAAGCAGAUGGUUCAAAAUUCUUUUGGGAUAACGAGAAGAAGGCUUGGAUACCAAAAGUAGAUGAUGAAUUUUUAGCCUUUUACCAAAUGGCUUACGGUUUCGUUAACAAUACAGCUAAAGAAGAAGUAAAAACAGAUAAAAAGAAGGAGGUAGAAAAAAAAUCUGCAGCGGGAGUAAAAAGAAAGAAUGAUCCUGAAUGGUUUGAGCAAGCUGAUGAGAAAAAUACAAAAGUCUAUGUAUCUAACUUACCAUUAGAUUUGACUGAGGAAGAAUUUGUAGAUCUAAUGCAGAAGUGUGGACUCGUUGAACGAGACCCAAGUUCACAGAAAAUGAAGGUUAAACUGUAUAGAGAUAAAGAACAAGACUGUUUUAAGGGAGAUGCCCUCUGCACAUACAUCAAAAUUGAGUCUGUAGAUCUUGCACUCAAGUUACUUGACGGCAGUGACUUCAAAGGUAACAAAAUAAGAGUAGAAAGAGCACACUUCCAAAUGAAAGGUAAAUACAAUCCAGCUCUCAAACCAAAGAAGAAAAAGAAAAAAGAGUUGGAAAAAAUAAAGAAAAUGCAACAGAAGUUGUUUGAUUGGAGACCGGAAAAGUUUAUCGGAGAACGAUCAAAACAUGAAAAAGUUGUUAUCGUUAAAAAUCUCUUUCAUCCGUCUGAUUUUGAUAAUGAUGUGCAACUUAUACUUGAUUACCAGCAGGAUUUAAGAGAGGAGUGCAGUAAGUGCGGAGAGGUUAGAAAGGUUGUGAUAUACGACAGGCACCCUGAGGGAGUAGCUCAGAUCUCUAUGAAAGAGCCUGAACAAGCAGACGCCGUCAUUCAACUUAUCAAUGGUAGGUGGUUUGGUAAACGGCAGAUUACAGCCGAAACCUGGGAUGGUCGUACUAAAUACAGAAUAGCUGAGACUGAUGCUGCUUUAAAUCAAAGGAUCAAUAAAUGGGAUGAGUUUUUGGAGGGAGAAGAGGGAGCUAAAAAGAAACCAGAAGAGGACGUUUCAAAAACGUCAGAAAUAAAUCCCGUGAAAAAGAAUGUAACAGAACAAGAUAAAGAUUUAUAAUAAUUUGUAAAUAUUAUCCAUUAUGUUAGCAAAUUAUAGCAAAAAAUAAAGUAGAUUAAGAUUU
Melitaea cinxia (Glanville fritillary) is the source of this 1798-nucleotide messenger RNA. RefSeq names its product HIV Tat-specific factor 1 homolog (gene barc). The record is from RefSeq and is a predicted model, not a curated record. The transcript has a single exon. NCBI's taxonomy places the organism in Eukaryota, Metazoa, Arthropoda, Insecta, Lepidoptera, Nymphalidae. Gene Ontology annotation, cellular component: U2-type spliceosomal complex; U2 snRNP. Gene Ontology annotation, biological process: mRNA splicing, via spliceosome. The coding region runs from base 172 to 1734 and encodes 520 amino acids. Gene Ontology annotation, molecular function: RNA binding.